Leptidea sinapis is the source of this 3848-nucleotide messenger RNA. RefSeq names its product FAS-associated factor 2 (gene Faf2). Gene Ontology annotation, cellular component: endoplasmic reticulum. Gene Ontology annotation, molecular function: ubiquitin binding. NCBI's taxonomy places the organism in Eukaryota, Metazoa, Arthropoda, Insecta, Lepidoptera, Pieridae. The coding region runs from base 197 to 1507 and encodes 436 amino acids. The transcript has 7 exons. The record is from RefSeq and is a predicted model, not a curated record.
AACUGGAAGAUGUCGGAAAUAUGAAGGAUUUGAGUUAUCACUUAUCAACAAAUAAUAUUAUUUUGAUCUCGAUUCUUUACCAAUGUAGAAAGUUUUAAGUUUAAAAGGCAUUUCUUUGUGUAAAUAUUAUACAUGCUUAGGAGUGUUUAUGCGGACCUUUAAGACUUUGCAGUUGUAAUAGUUUUUUUUCUGAAAAAUGGAUCUGGAAGACAAUGCAAUGGGUUUGACCCCUGAGCAAACUGAUAAAAUAUUACAAUUUCAAGAUCUAACAGGAAUUGAAGAUAUGUCAAUAUGUAGAGACGUUCUACAAAGGCACCAAUGGGAUUUAGAAGUUGCGAUACAGGAACAACUGAAUAUAAGAGAAGGCAGACCGUCAGUUUUUGCUACGGAAGCAAGAGCCCCGCCAGUUGUUCAUGACCACAUAGCACAGCAACUUUUCACAGAUGACACACCUGAAGGCCCUGGUGGAGUAAGAGGGCUCUUCCAAUAUGUAGUCAAUUUAGUUGUGUCUGUGUGCUACAACACCUUAUCAUCAGUUGUAAAUCUAUUAUUAAGUCUUAUUAGGAAUGAUGACAGAAGAUUGGCUACCGAUCCCCUUGGAGAUGUGAUGGGAUUUAUUGAAAACUACAGUUCUCGCUAUAACAGUCACCCUGUGUUCUACCAGGGUACAUACACUCAAGCCUUAAAUGAUGCGAAAAAUGAGUUAAGAUUCCUUAUUGUGUACUUGCAUUCAGAAUCACAGCCGGACACUGUAAAUUUUUGCAGAGGCACCCUAUCAGAUCCUGAAGUGAUCGAGUUUAUAAAUAUCCAUGCAUUAUUUUGGGGUUGCUCAAUAGAUACCACAGAGGGUUGGCGGGUAGCUCAAUCCAUUGGUGGAAGAAAAUACCCAUUGCUGUGUGUUAUGUGUGUGAGAGACCAUCGUAUGACAGUAGUGGCCCGAAGUGAAGGGACAUGCACUCCUCAACAACUGUUAAAUAGGCUACAGCGAGUUGUUACUGAAAAUGAACCAUAUUUGUCUGCUGCUCGGGCAGAUAGAGUGGAACGUGAAGUGACAGCACGCCUUAGAGCGGCUCAGGAUGAGGCGUACGCUGAGUCGCUAGCGGCCGACCAGGAGAAAGAGCGGAGGCGAGAGGAGGAGCGUGCGGCCCGGGCGCAGCGGGAGCACGAUGACCUGCAGCGGAGGAAGGACGCGCAGCGGCUGCAGAGAGAGUUGGAAGAGGCUCGUGUUGCUAUGAAAGCAAGUCUUCCAGAUGAACCCAAGGCAGGUCCCGAAGCCCUUGCGUUACUCAUCAGAUUACCGACCGGAGAAAGACUGACAAGACGCUUCCUAUUUGCAAACACUACUCAGGACCUCUACGACUUUGUAUUCAGUCAUCCACAGACGCCAGAAGAGUUUGAAAUUACAACAAACUUUCCUAAACGUGUCCUCGCUCGGGGUCCAUCGAAACUAUGUGAUGUCGGGCUAAAAGAUCGGGACGUUUUGUUUGUUAACGAUAUCAACGCGUAACGGACUGUUUACGUCUCCCCAGUCCCCGUAGCAACGCGCGCGACUGCGUUAUGUGUCAGAUUGUUAGUACAGAUGAUGACACAAUACAGUGUAGUGGCUAGACUAAUUAAUUACCAUAAAAAUAGCUGGCGAGGGUGCGAAUAAAUUUCGUUUGAAAAUAUUUUUGUGAAUAGUUUAUUGGAAUGUUGUAAGGAUAAUAUUAAUUAGUGUAUAGUCUUUUUUGUUUUUAAAAUUACAUGAGUUACAUGAAUAGAUUUUCUUAAUAAAUUCUAAUGUUUACGUUUUACAAUAUUGAUUGUGAUAAAUAAAAGACUUAUUAUUUAAGUCUGGUUACGUUUUUUUUUUGUAAAGUAAAAUUGGUCAUUCCUAAUAUAUUGUUUUUACCGUACCUAUAUGAAUUGAAUUGGUAUACAGGGUGUUAAAAAUCCUGUACUAUAGAGGCUUAUAUUGGUAUCAAGAAGUGAGUAGAAAUAAAUAUUGAUUUAAAAAAAAUAAAAAAAAGCACAUAAAAAAAUAUUAACGAGUCCAAUUAUAAAAGUUUGGACACCUGUCUGCGGCAAUUUAAAUUUUCCCCCGCCCACACACCCAUUUCAUUCAUGUACCCUGCGAAGAGCGUGCAGCAAAAACAAGUUUUGUAUUAAUAAUAAACACCGCCUUAUUCUGAAAUCGGAAAAAGUUGUUUUUACUGUAGCAUUUAAAAUAAAGGAUUUUGAUUUUUCAUCUUAUUUUUAGUGGCGUCUCCGCAUUCUACUUCAGAUACGUGUCAAUUAUUGCAUAGGGUUUUUUUACGGUAGUAUAUAUAUCUUAAUAUUACAAUCAGAUCAAGGAACAGUAUUGUUUAUACUUUACGAAUAUACCAAUACCAACUAUUCCUACAACCCCCCAUUUUCCAAUACAUAAAUAAACAAGAAAUCUUUCAGGUUAUUGUAAAGCUUACAUCCAGUGUUACGUAAAUACACCAUUAUUUCAUUGAUUCGUCAGUCACAUCUUGAGUGACAUUCGGUCGAUUGUAUAGUUCGCUGGUGAUUCCAUGAUACCUCUCUUAGUAGCAUAAUAAAUAAAUGAUUGGCUGAAUGAUUAUGUUGAGAUAUAUAUAUAUACUAGCUGACCCGACAAACGUUGUUCUGUACAUAAUAAAUAAAAUACUGUAUUUUAUGAAUUUGUCAAUAAUAUUUCAUAACAUCAAGAAUUAUUUCGUAAAAUAUGCUCCCUGUUGUUUUAAUGGAAUUGUUUCACAGCAGAACUGCCAAACCGUGCGUAAAUAACAAGUCUUAUAGAAAAUAUGUCCACACAAAACAAAUAUUGAAAAAUAAAAUAAUUAUGGGUCCCAAAUCGAAAUAAAAACUAUCCUAUCUCUCAAGUUGGACUAAACUGCACAGUCCAUCUGAAUUCGUUCAUUAGUUGAGGAGUUCACUGGAAACAAACAUCAGGACACUGGAUUUAUAUUAUAUUUAUUACGAUAAUGUUGUAUGUACCCCAGUCGCGCGGCAGGGAAUCAGGACUAUGCAAGCUACAUACUGUGUUCACGUGACCACACUGUAAUAGAGAGACGAUUGUUCGUGAGGGACAGGGAAAUAAAUGAAAGGCAAUAACCGAAAUUUAUCGAUCAAAAAUUUUCAAAAUUAAAAAAAUAAUGUGAUGCAGAUUAUUUCAAUUUCUUUUAACAUUGAAAAUGCAAUGCAUUCCGUUUAUAAAUCAUAAUAUCUAUCUCUCUACACAAAUUAAAUAAUAAAAACAAAAUUUUUGAACUACGCGGGACUCGAACCCGUGACCUCUCGCGUUCCGUGCGAGCGACACUUCUUUCCACUGAGGCAACCGUUCGAGUGACGUAUCGUUUAUAAAUUUUGUUUUUAAAUUUAAUUUGUCUUUAAAGUCAUAAUACCAAGAUUUAUUAACUUAACGUUACUCGAACGGUUGGCUUAGUGGAAGAGCGCUCGCACAUAACGCGAGAGUUCGCGGGUUCGUGUCCCGCAUAUCUCGUAAAUUUUAUUUUUAAAAUUAAUUGAUGUGUACGAGAUGUAUGUCGAUACUAUGACAUUCAAUACAUACGCAGUGCAUCCGGAAUAAUUAGAAUAAUUUUAACAUCAGGUAUUUGUUCGCACGUUCCGUCACAAAAGCAGAUGUAGCGUAAAUAUGGGCGUGCAAAACGCCUAAUCUCGACUGGCCUUAUAUUUUGUUAAUUUCAUUCAGUUCGGUUUUAAAUAGUUAACAUAUUCCUUAUAAUUUAUAAUAAUACGUGGUGUUAGCGAUUUGUGAGUACCAAAGGUGCUGAGGGAUAUAAAUGUGUCAGCAUUUUAUAAAUAAUAUUAUAAUAAUUGUUUUAUUAUUACAGUUUCUUUUA